GCCACGAGUAGUUUUAGGAAGUUGGGAGGGCAGAAUUGACCAUUCACUGUUACUAAGGAACAGUAGUUUGCACUUCCCACUUUUUAAUGGGUAAUGGAUAAUGGAUACAAACCCUCCUACAAACCCUAAGCCCUCCAUUUUCUUUCCUCUGCUACCUCUACAACAAACACCAUGGGAGGCCAAACUCGAAACAAACAACAAAAGCAAGAACCCAACACUAUCGCCACUAGUCCCACCACUAGUACCACCACUACUACUACCACUCCCGUUUCGGCGGGCGAUAACCAAAGUUCCACCACCUCUCAUUCACAUCCUACUAUAGGAUCAUCAGUGAUCCCAAUCAUCAACAAACUACAAGACAUUCUUUCGCCACUCGGCUCCGAUGAACUCUCCAAAAUCCCACUCCCACAUGUCGCAGUAGUCGGUAGUCAGAGCAGUGGUAAGUCCAGUGUACUGGAAGCUCUCGUUGGUCGUGACUUUCUUCCACGUGGUUGUGAAAUAUGCACUCGUUGCCCUCUUAUUCUCCAGCUUGAACGACGGCCUACUGCUAAAUCGAGUGAUGAACACGGUGGUGUUGUUGUUGAUGAUGAUAGAGAGUGGGGGGAGUUUCUUCAUUUGCCUCAUUCUAGGUUUUAUGAUUUCUCAAGUAUACGUAAAGAAAUUCAGACUGAGACUGAGCGAGAAGCAGGAAAAAAUAAAGGAGUUUCAGAAAAGCCUAUAAGAUUAAAGAUUUCAUCACCAAAUGUUCUCAACAUUACAUUAAUCGAUCUACCUGGGAUUACUAAAGUUCCUGUAGGAGAUCAACCUACUGAUAUAGAAGCUAGGAUACGAAAGAUGAUUAUGGACCAUAUCAGGCAAGAAAAUUGUAUCAUUUUAGCAGUUAGUCCUGCAAAUUCUGAUUUGGCAACUUCUGAUGCCCUUCAAAUGGCUAAGGAAGCUGAUCCAAAGGGUAACCGGACAAUUGGAGUCAUCACUAAGCUAGAUAUCAUGGAUAAAGGUACUAAUGCUUGCAACUUCCUUCUUGGAAAAGUGAUCCCUCUCCACCUAGGUUACAUUGGCGUGGUUAAUAGAUCUCAAGCGGACAUUAACAAGAAUAAAAGCAUUGGUGAAGCACUUAGCUUUGAGGAACAAUUCUUCCACGAUCAUCCUGAGUAUCAUAACAUUCAAGAUCGUUGUGGAAUUCCUCAACUAGCCAAGAAACUAAACGAGAUUCUUGAGCAGCAUAUAAGGGAAACUCUCCCAGCCUUGAAGUCCCAACUUAAUUCGUAUUUUCAAGCCAUUGAAGAAGAAAUGAGGACAUAUGGAGAUGCCAUGGAAUCCAAAGAAAAAAAGGGAGCAAUUAUCUUGGACAUGUUACGAAGCUAUAAUGAGGCUUUUUGUUCAUUGAUUGAUGGAAAGAAUUGUGAGAUGUCAACAGAGGAGUUGACUGGAGGAGCUAGAAUUCGCUACAUUUUUCAGUCGAUUUUUGUUAAAGCCUUAGAGGAAGUUGAUCCUUGUGAAGAUCUCUCUGAUGAUGAUAUUAGGAUCGCAAUUGAGAAUUCCAUGGGUCCUAGAAAUAAAUUAUUUGUUCCAGAGGUUCCUUUUGAAGUUUUGAUAAGAAGACAAAUUGAAAGGCUGCUAUAUCCUAGUCUCCAGUGUCUGCAAUUUGCAUGCAGCGAGUUGGUGAAGAUGAGCCGUUCUUGUGAAUCAAGGGAGUUACAAAGAUUUCCGGGUUUGAGAAAGCAUUUGGAUGCAGUAAUACUAAAUUUUCUCUAUGAUGCUAAGAAACCUGUAGCAAACAGGAUCAAGGAUACCAUUGCCAUGGAGGCAGAUGACAUAAACACUUCUCACCCUGAUUUUGUGGGUGGACAUAGAGCAAUAAAGCUUGCUAAACAGCGUAUCCAUUCUCCUAAGGGUGUCGUUGAUGUUGACCAGUUGCCAUCACCUGAUCGUAAGGGUCAGAAGUAUCAAGCUUGGUUCUCAACCAACCUGGGCGGCCAACAUUUAGCAGAGGAUGACAGAUCCACAUCAGCUGCAAAGCUGUGGGGUAUGCCUAUCAAAUUCUGGAGCCGUUCAUCAUCUAAUGGAGCCCCUGUAGGAAUGUAUGCCGGAGAGACAUCUAAUCAUAUGUUUCAAACAUCAUCACUGAUUCAGCUAAAAGAGCCUUCCGCAACCAUAAGACCCACGGAGGCACCUACAGAAGAUGAACAAACACAAGUGCUAGUAACCAAAACACUAUUGAAAUCUUACUUUGACAUAGUCAGGAAAAAAGUUGAAGAUGAUGUUCCCAAAGCUAUAAUGCACUUCGUGGUCCAUCAUCUAAAAAGAGGACUUCACUCCACUUUUAUUCAGGCAAUUUACAGGGAGGAACUUUUUGAAGAGUUAUUGCAGGAGAACUCUGAGUUUAUGGAGAAACGAGAGCGUACCAGUGAGAUGUACAGGGUGUUGCAAAAGGCUGUUCAAACACUAGAUGAAUUUGAGUCCAACAUUCCUGCCUCAAACCCAGCUAGCUAUCGGAGCCAACCACAACAGACCAGCAGCAACAAGCUUUCAGCCCCCCCUCAAGAUGGACUGGCAGAAGCUUGAGUAACCAGACCAAUCUUGGCAGAAAGGAAAUGAUGUUGAUCAGCAGCCAAAGGCUUUGUCAUGAUGUCUGCAAGUUGGAGAGAAGAUUGAACAUGGCUUAAUGAAAGAAACUUGGAAUCCACAUGUUCUCUAAUAUAAUGACAAUCCAAUUUAAGGUGCUUAGUUCUUUCCUGAAAAACUGUGUUUUCUGCAAUGUAUUGAGCAGAUUUGUUGUCACAGAACAAUGUAAUAGGAGUAGGAACAUGCACUAAUAAGUCUUGAAGCAACCCUUCAAUCCAUACAAUUUCACUGGUUGUCUGACUCA
Molecule: messenger RNA, 2869 nt
Organism: Beta vulgaris subsp. vulgaris (sugar beet)
Lineage: Eukaryota; Viridiplantae; Streptophyta; Magnoliopsida; Caryophyllales; Amaranthaceae
Product: dynamin-related protein 3A
Exons: 21
Coding region: 172-2565 (797 amino acids)
Cellular component (GO): membrane; cytoplasm; microtubule
Molecular function (GO): microtubule binding; GTPase activity; GTP binding
Source: RefSeq, a predicted model, not a curated record